This is a messenger RNA of Astyanax mexicanus (Mexican tetra), 3318 nucleotides long. RefSeq names its product RING finger protein 222. The record is from RefSeq and is a predicted model, not a curated record. The transcript has a single exon. NCBI's taxonomy places the organism in Eukaryota, Metazoa, Chordata, Actinopteri, Characiformes, Acestrorhamphidae. Bases 717 to 1316 code for a protein of 199 amino acids.
ACUACACCCAAAGUCAAUUUCACACUGGAGUUCUCCUUUAACCCUUGUAUGGUGUUCGGGAGUAGCACUUUUUAAAAGAAAUGUAACAUAAGAAAGGUAAAGGGCAUAUAUUAACCAUGUAAGCUGUUUAUAUUGCUAGCAAUUUAGGUGAAGCAAGCAUGUGUAAAGCAUUUUAAUGUAAAAUUGCUUAAUUUUGCUGAAUUAAAUACAAGUAACAAAGUAAACGAGUAACAAAAAUAUGAACACCACACAAGGGUUAAGUAUACUUCAUUUUCACAAGCGUAGUCCACACAGUGGUCAGUGUACCUCCUAAACAAAACAGACUACCUCACCUGGCCACGUGCUCCUCCUCAUUCACUUUUUUUUGUUAGACACUUAGCCAGUCAUCGAAACUGGUGUGUCAGGCUGUGUGUGUGCGUGUGUGUGUCUUAACCCCUGACUCUGCAGCUCAUCCAGUCAGACUGCAUUCUGUCCUUCUGACACAGAGAGAGAGAGAGAGAGAGAGACUCAGUUUACGCAACCUCAACAGUCAAUUUUCAUCAAACCUGCUCCUGCUACACUAACUAACCAUCCAAGCUCCACGCGCUCCAGAAUUCCCAGUACUGGAACUUUACUGGGAUACUGGGACUGAACUCUUCCCAGUUCCAGCAGUUCCACCAGUCCUGAAGUGUUUCUGCCGGGUCUUCCCCUCUCAGGGCUAACCCCUCCGGCCGAGGAUGGAGGAGGAUGAGGCGCAGGACAGCGAGUGCCCGGUCUGCUACGAGAAUCUGCUGGACAGCGCGCGGACGCUGAGCUGCGGUCACGCCUUCUGCCACGACUGCCUGGUCCGCACGCUGGUCAGCGUGAGCCGGGAGGGCGCGCUCACGCGGGACAGCAUCGUCUGCCCGGUCUGCAGACACCUCACCUUCAUCACCAAGCUCCAGGGGCUCGUGGGGCGCGCGGGCGAGAAGGAGCAGAAGAUCCUGGAAGUGCCGUCUACGUUCGUCGCGCGCCCGGGCAGCGGUACCGGCGAGCGGCUCCGGUGGAUCCGUCCGUGUGUACGGUGGGUUCUGUCCAGGCUGGGGCGGCAGAGACUGGUCUGUCCCAAAGACUCGCUGCAGGUGUUUAUUAUAAGCGAUAUGGGGCGACCCAUGGCUGAAGAUGAUGUUAUAGACGUUGGGACCAACGUGGGGGUCCAGGAGAACACUGGUGGGGUUGGUGGUGGUGGUCAUGGAUGGACGGUGUGCACCACCUCCCACUGCCUGCUGAUCCUUCUUAUAGCUUUUACUGUGCUGGCACUGGUGGCUGCAACGCUGCCAUGGGUUCUGCUGGCCUAGAGCUGAUUAUAUAGAGCACUUCAUGGUUCUUCAUGGACCUUCAUGGAUCUUUAUGGACCAUUGUGGAUCUGUCUGUCUGGUUUUUGGUCUGUAUUGAAGUUUCAUGACCUGUAAACCAAGGUGAAAUGUGAAACGUGGCCUAUACGUGGGCUUCAGGUGGGCAUGAGUGGGCUCUGAAUGGGUUUGUACUAGGGGUUGCAUGACUACUGGUACUAAAUGUUUACUAUUCUACUAUUUUGACAACUUUUAACAUUACAUUGCAUUACAUUACAUUUGGCAAAGCGACUUUUAAUGAUGCACAUUUUGCAAUAGAUGACACAACAGGGGGGCAAUAGUGGGAUAGAGAAGGAAAGGAAGGGAAUGAAAGAAGGAAAUGAGGUUAGAAGUAGUUAAGUUAGUUUUGUUAGAGGUGUUAGGAGAGUAUGUGGUCUUUAAAGAGCUCUGUUAGGGUUACUCCUAUUCUGGUAUUAGUAAGUAGCUUGUUCCACCAUUGGGGAACUUGGUAGAAGAACAGUCUGGAUUGCUUUAUGUGCAACUUGUAGUCGAUUACUCAUGAUUUCCAUUGGUAAAGCAAAAAUAUAGCAAAGCAAACUCAGAGGGCAGCUAUUUUUAGUUUAGAAAAAUAGCAGAAAGUCAAAUUUCAGAAUGCGUUCUGUCAUACUACCACAGAUGUACCACGCAUAGCACUGAAUGCUUUAAGCAUUUUAAGCUGAUUAUGCUCCUUCUGACCUGUCGACCACUCCCUACUGCUGCUUCAAGUUGAUGUUCUGGUUAAUCAACUAAUCACUUAGUCAAUGCAACCCCUAAUGUACCUUUUUUUACUAGGACCAAACAGGGCUUUUCAAAUGAGCCCCAUCAUUACAACCCACCUUAAUCUCACAUGUGUCCCAUCUAGGCCUAGGUGUGCAGGGUAGAAGGUAGAACCCAGGGUAGAAGGUGGAACCUGUGGAAGAAACUUUCUGGAUCCGAGUUUGCCUAUUCGUACAGGCCCCACAUGGCAUGUUAUCUGGGUCUGGCUUUAGUCUGUUUUGAAACAACAUGAACUGUAAUAUGACCAUUUUCAAAAACCAGAAACUGUCGAGGUUUCUUCAAGUAAAGAUUUUAAGAAGAAAAGUAUUUCCUGAAGGGUUCCUGAAAGCAUAUCUCCUUAAGGAACUCAUGUUGCAAAGAAAGAUUCAUGUUGCAAAGAAAGAUACUUUUGCAAAUGGAAAGAUGCUUAUUGUAAAUGUUAGAAAUAUAUAUAUUUUAAUUUACUUAUUAUUAAACUGAUCUAUGAUUAUUCGGCCUGUUUUAAUUCUUUCCUACCUGAAUUAUGUUCCAGUGAUGGAAAAAAAAUAAGAAUAUAAGAAUGUUGUUUUAUUCUGUAAUAAAACAAAAAAAACAGGACUGUAAUAUUUAGCAUUUUUAUUUUAUAUUUGAUACUGACCUUUUUAUGUCACCAACCAUCUCUAAACAGUAAAAUAUAGAUAAUAAAAAGAGUUUUAAACCACAUAAAAUUAGUAAAAAAAAAAAAUUUUAUUGUGUGGUUCAUGGUCUAUUCUGAUGGACAACAGGCCGUCAAUAAGUACCAUUAUGUGCAACAAAACAUAAAAAUAAAUAAUUGUAAUGGACACAGGGUCUGAUAGGGUUAAGAGGUUGGUAGAGCAGCCUUAAGCCAUAUUCAGCAAACACUGUUAUGUUAUGUCAAUGUUGUAACAUCCUGUUAUUUUGGACAAUAUAAAAGUCCUUCAAGGACCUCAUGGUCUGUUUUAAAGCUUUAUGUCCUGUAAACCCAAAAAAAGCUGCUCAUCCGAGCAAAACAUACCUACUCUAUGGUGGCAAGCUAGCUGGCUAACUAGCGCUUAACUAGCAUACUGUAUGUUACUGGUUAGAAUCUAAGCUGGUUGACCAUUUCAACCAGCUUGAGCUGAAAAUGCUUUUUUUCCACCAGGGAAAUGACCACUUUUGAAAACGAUUCAAGUUGUGCAUAGCAAAUAAAGUAUUUUUAAGUGGUUUCAAUCGA